CUCUUCUCUCUCUCUCUCUAGUCUUUCUCUCCACGAUUGAUCUCGGAUUUUAGGAACAAGCUCUGUUUUACAAAAAUAUCUCAGCCAUGUCAAGUGGAACAGUGAGAAGGGUCUCACGUCAAGAUAUACAACUGGUUCAAAACCUUAUAGAACGAUGCCUUCAGCUUUACAUGAAUCAGAAAGAAGUUGUGGAAACUUUACUGGAGCAGGCUAAAAUCGAGCCUGGGUUCACAGAGCUAGUUUGGCAGAAGCUUGAAGAAGAGAACCGUGAAUUUUUCAAGGCUUACUAUCUUAGGCUCAUGGUGAAACACCAGAUCAUGGAAUUCAACAAGCUACUUGAGCAGCAGGUUCGCCAUAUGCAGCAGAUGCAUCCAAGUGGGGUUACUUCCGUCCAGAAUACAAAUGGUUCUCACAUCCAAUCAAUGAAUCAGAAACAGUUGGGCUAUGCCUCUGAACACACUGAUCAUCAAUCAUUGAAGUCUAAUGCUCAGCAUCCUAUGCCUCCGAGUCUGUCUAAUGCCUACCUCAAUGGCUCUUCAACACUCAACACAAAUGUGUCCCCUUCUGUGAACAUAUCAUCAACCCACGCAAGGAGGGUUGACGCUUCUCCAAACAUACUCUCAUCACAGACCACAAACAUGCCUAUGAUGCAAGGAAUGAACGGAGGAGGAGGGAUGAUCAAGUCUGAGACUGCCUUCACAAACCCUCCUUCAUUCAUGUAUGGUGGUGAACGAAACGCCCUUGAAGGACAUUCCACAGUUAGAGAAUCUCCGAUCCCAUCUUUCAGUAACGAGUCCAACAACCAACCCAUUGGUGAUACGCUUCUUGAUGCAGAAGCUUCUACUUUUGGGUUCUUAGGUCAAAUUCCUCGCAACUUCAGCCUCUCUGAUUUGACUGCUGAUUUUUCUGGCUCAGAGAUUCUGGAGAGCUAUGAUAAAUCACCCUUCCUUGCACCAGAUGCUGAAAAUUUCCUGGACUCCUGCGACAGGGGAGAAUAUCAAGGAGACAACAAGAGGUUGGACACCAUAUCUGAAGGUUUCAGUUAUGACAACAUCGGGAGCGAGUAGUUAGGUAACAGGUUUUGGUUUCAUCACUUAUAACAUAGGAGACGGUUGUGUACAAAAAGAUUUCAGGCCUUUGAUAUUUGUUUUUUUGCUUGCAAAGACUAUUGGGUGGGGUGUAUAAAAAAGGAUUUUAUUUCCAUUAACAUUAUUACUUUAGCUUUGAAGUUUGGUAGUAGUAAUAAGUGUUUGAGAAGAUCAUAUGUAAUUCUCAGUGUGUGAUUUGUCUCUUUUAUAUUGGUGUUUUAGUUUUGUUUUAUACAAUUGUUUAUUAGUACCUGAAAUCUUGUGGAAGUUAAAAUGUAUGUCUUAUGAAGUUCAUCUAUAGAAU
Eruca vesicaria subsp. sativa (arugula) is the source of this 1392-nucleotide messenger RNA. Lineage: Eukaryota; Viridiplantae; Streptophyta; Magnoliopsida; Brassicales; Brassicaceae. The record is from the annotation of a GenBank genome assembly.